Molecule: messenger RNA, 2031 nt
Organism: Exophiala viscosa
Lineage: Eukaryota; Fungi; Ascomycota; Eurotiomycetes; Chaetothyriales; Herpotrichiellaceae
Product: DNA repair protein RAD50
Exons: 1
Coding region: 179-2020 (613 amino acids)
Biological process (GO): transmembrane transport
Cellular component (GO): plasma membrane
Molecular function (GO): transmembrane transporter activity
Source: RefSeq, a predicted model, not a curated record
UCCGAAUAAAUGGUCGCUUUACAAAGGCUUGUCACCUUCCCCUCACGAGCUUUGGCUGCCCGCUGGUGACCAAAUACGAGUCUUCAUGUUGCUUGUUUGUUAUUGUUUUGUAUAAUUGAAGAGAGAGUCUGCUGUGUCUUUUGCUUCGGUUUCGUCCUUCGUGAGAGCAAUCGGCAAUAUGAGAUUCCCUUGGUCAAAGGCGGUCGAGGCAGACAAAGCAGCGGCAACCACUUCCACGGGACCAGAUAUCCAGGCAGGGGACACAGAGACAGAGACACACGGUCCGACAUCGACGGUGGCCCUCGACCACGAGAACAAGCAUGCAGGACCGGAUACCAUCCCACCUGAACACGGAGAGACAACAGAGGGAGCCGCCGUCGUCGACCCAGCGAACGCUGUGCAAUCUGAGAAAAAUGAAGAGUUGGCUCGCACUCAGUCCGUAGCCACUGCUUCCACCCAAGGUGAAGCAGGCGAAGAUGAUGAGACCAAAUAUGCCACAGGCCUCCCGUUGCAUUUGCUGACCUUUGGCCUUACCUUGUCCACAUUUGUCAUCGCCCUAGACAACACCAUCAUAGCCACUGCAAUCCCAAAGAUUACAACUGUCUUCAAUUCCCUCGACGAUGUUGGCUGGUACGGCUCCUCAUAUCUUCUGACCACCACAUCUCUCCAGCCUUCCUUCGGCAAGGUCUACACAUACUUCAACGUCAAAUGGACAUACAUGCUGGCUCUGGCAAUCUUUGAACUCGGCUCGAUUCUGUGUGGCGCGGCUCAAAGUUCGACCAUGUUGAUCGUGGGUCGAGCAGUCGCAGGAGCGGGAGCCGCUGCUUUGUUCUCAGGUGGAAUGACAAUCAUUGGCUACUCCGUUCCUCUCAGAAAAAGACCGAUUUAUAUUGGCCUGCUGAGUUCAAUGUUUGGCAUCGCCUCUGUUGUUGGACCAAUUCUUGGAGGAGCGUUCACUGACCGGGUAUCAUGGCGCUGGUGCUUUUACAUCAACCUUCCCAUUGGCGGGAUCGCAAUCGCAGCAGUAUUCUUCUUUUUCAAGAACCCCGAACGCAAAGACAGCACUCUCACUCUGAAAGAAAAGAUCGCUCAAAUCGAUCUCGUCGGUGCUUUCUUCCUCAUUUGCAGCAUCGUCUGCCUCCUUCUCGCCCUUCAAUGGGGCGGCACGACAUAUGCCUGGUCAAACUCGAAAGUGUGGGGUUGUCUCUUGGGAUUCGGGUUGCUCAUUUCGACCUUCACAGCUAUACAAAUCUGGAAGGGUGACCGCGCAACUCUUCCACCACGGAUCUUGCUCAAACAGCGCACCAUAUUCGUAUGCGCCUUCUUUUCUGCUUUCCUCGCGAUGGGGCUGUACACACAUAUCUAUUACCUUCCAUUCUACUUCCAAGCAGUCAAAGGCACAACGGCAGAACAGUCUGGUAUUCGCACCAUUCCUUAUCUUGUCAGCAUGACCAUUUCAUCGAUCAUAGUUGGCGCCAGUGUGACGACUUUGGGGCCAUAUGUCCCAUUCACUUGGGUCGGAUCUGCGGUGUUCGCUGUGGGUUCGGGCUUGUUGCACACAUUGAAAGUCGACUCCUCCACCGGGACUUGGAUCGGUUAUCAAAUCUUGGCUGGGUUCGGAGCAGGCGCCUGUGUCCAGAUCCCCUUCAUCGCAGUUCAGGUCGUCCUCAGCAGGAAAGAUAUGCCUGUUGGAAAUGCUGUCGCCAUCUUCUUCAACUCACUUGGUGGAGCCAUCUCGAUUUCCAUUGCGCAGAACAUCUUUUCGAAUGGAUUGGUGAAGGAGAUUCCGAAGUACACCACUGGCGUGGACCCCCAAACUAUCAUUAACGCUGGAGCAACGCAUAUUCGAGAGGUCACACCAGCAUCGCAGCUUGCCGGCGUCUUGACUGCAUACAACAUAGCUGUGACGAAUGCAUAUAUUCUGGCCAUCGCAUGUGCUAGCAUUGCCUUCUUGUUCUCUCUCGGGUUCGAAUGGAAGAGUGUCAAAGGCAAAAAGCUUGAAAUGGGUGGAGGAGCAUAAUCUGGACACCG